CACACUUACAUGUUCUUCCUUUUGACGUGGGAUCGUUAACCUGUGUGUGGUGUCCCCUACCCUUUAGGGUACUUUUGGGAUUUAUUUGUGAUCUUACUACACAGCCAUGUCGUGGGGCGGAGGUGGAAGAAGGAAUUUUGAUAUUCCUUGGAAGGAAGGAAAGCAUAAAAAAGAGAAAACUAAAGAUGGACGAUAUGUAUAUAAGGGAGCAUCAUAUCCAGAAUUCUAUGAUGCUGAAUCACAAGAAAAUUCUCAAGACCCCUAUUCCUCAAGUGUUCCUUCAGGGGAUCCCUACCAAAUGUAUGGACCAAUGGACAGAUACGCCUAUACAAAUGAAAUGUUUUACGACAAUGCCCCUUACAGGCCACUGCCAUCAGCUCACAAAAGUGGUGGAUAUUUUGUGACACGCCAAUCAGCGCAGUCUGACCUAUCCAGUUCAGAUAACACAGGUUUUUCCCUGCAUUUGUUUCCUCCCUGCUUUUGGGGUCAAUGUUAUGAAUUGUAGCAGGGGGAAAUGCCUAACUACCCAAUGGAAGUUUUUAA
Mizuhopecten yessoensis (Yesso scallop) is the source of this 543-nucleotide messenger RNA. RefSeq lists its product as uncharacterized. The transcript is spliced from 3 exons. Bases 107 to 505 code for a protein of 132 amino acids. Lineage: Eukaryota; Metazoa; Mollusca; Bivalvia; Pectinida; Pectinidae. The record is from RefSeq and is a predicted model, not a curated record.